This is a messenger RNA of Neocloeon triangulifer, 981 nucleotides long. Its product is annotated as ubiquitin-conjugating enzyme E2 T-like. Gene Ontology annotation, cellular component: nucleus. Gene Ontology annotation, molecular function: ubiquitin conjugating enzyme activity. Lineage: Eukaryota; Metazoa; Arthropoda; Insecta; Ephemeroptera; Baetidae. Gene Ontology annotation, biological process: protein polyubiquitination; DNA damage response. The transcript is spliced from 7 exons. The record is from RefSeq and is a predicted model, not a curated record. The coding region runs from base 266 to 787 and encodes 173 amino acids.
GCAAAAUAGGCAAAAUAGUAAAACUUCCGUCUCCCGUGCCCAACGCCCGCGCCUUUUUAAACUUUAAAUUUUCAGAUACAGAUGCAUGGUAUACAGACAGGAGAUAGCACCAAUUUGAACUUUGUUUCCAUUUUUGUAUUUUAAAUGUUAAAUAACAAAAUUCAUAAUUUAAGUAUAAUUGGUACAAUUCAUAGUAAAACUCGAAAAAGUUUGAUAGUAUUGCGGUGGCCUGGCCUUGCAGCUAUAGAAAAGCUUUAAAUCCUCCAUGCAACUCCUUCUCGUACAUCCUACUCCGUUGCAGCUGAUCAAGCUGAUGUUGCGGUUGUGCCUGGUUGUGCCCUUGUUGGUUGUUCCGCGGCAAAAAGUGCCUAUAUUUUUUAUCCUUCAAAACAUGGCCAGCAGAAGACUCAGCAGACUAAAAAAAGAAAUGGAAUUGAUGAAAAAGAAAAGUCGUCCUGGCGUUUUCUUGAGCCCAGUAGGUGAUUCAAUGGAAGACUUUGAAGCUAGUAUUACUGGGAUCGAAGGUACUCCUUUUGAAAGUGGAGUGUUUAAGUUGGAAAUCAAGAUACCUGAGAACUAUCCUCUUGGUGUGCCGAUUGUACGAUUCACUACGCCAAUUUAUCAUCCCAACGUUGAUUCUGCUGGCAGAAUUUGUCUGAAGAGCUUGAAACCUCCACCAGUAGGCAGCUGCUCCAACAUGCCAAUCCUAAUGAUAGUCUCAUGCCAGACAUUGCCCAGGAAUACAUGCUCAACAAGGUUGAGUUUGAUAAGAAGGCAAGGGAACUGACCGAAAAACACGCCGUUCCUCAAAAUGGCGAAAAGCAGGAACAGUGUACUUAAGAAUCAAUACUUAAAGACCUUAUUCUCCUGUCGAAAUAAGAUAAUUUAAGUUCUCUGUUAACAUAUUCCUAAAGCAGUUAAUAUUUUUAUGAAAAGAAUGUGAUUCAGAAUGUAAAUUAAAGAUAAAUAAUGUUUAAUUUC